Messenger RNA from Podarcis raffonei (Aeolian wall lizard), 3188 nucleotides. RefSeq names its product dynein axonemal intermediate chain 4 (gene DNAI4). Gene Ontology annotation, cellular component: axonemal dynein complex. The record is from RefSeq and is a predicted model, not a curated record. Bases 565 to 3063 code for a protein of 832 amino acids. Gene Ontology annotation, molecular function: dynein light chain binding; dynein heavy chain binding. Gene Ontology annotation, biological process: cilium movement. The transcript has 17 exons. NCBI's taxonomy places the organism in Eukaryota, Metazoa, Chordata, Lepidosauria, Squamata, Lacertidae.
AGGAAAGAAGAAUGGACAAGAGCAGGUCAAAUUGUACAAUUUUCCCUUAUAUAAAGUGCAGUGGGAGGAGGAAGCAGCAGCAUUCACUGACUGUGGGAAUUAAGUUUCUUGAACUGAGCAGAUUCGGUUCCAGAAUCACCCCUGGCAGUUGCAGCAGCAACAAGGGGGCAAGGAGGUGCAGUUAGUAUUUCUCCACAAGGAGCAACAAGUCUCGGCUGCAGGCAAAUGUAAGAGAGCCAAUCUGUCUUUUGAUCUAGCUUCUCUGUCUCACUAGCAGCCAAUCACACGGCUGCAUGCUCCAAAGGUAGCUGCCAUGGUAACCAUGUAAACAGUUUCUUGUUGAAGCAGCAGCUGUUGAGAGAAACAGGCGCCGCAGUGAAUGUUUCUUUUUGGGGCUCAGAUUUUAAACUGAUAUCCCAGUGGCCCAGGCACUGAGCUGGUCCUAUUUUUUCAGAGCUCCCUACCCCAAGCCCUUCCCCACAUUAACCUCUUCCAUAGUGGUAACUGUGGUUGCUGCUUAUUCUAGUGUUUUGCCCCACCAGAAGGCAGAUACAACGCUCAACCAUGUCCAACACUACCGCAGGCAACCUGAUCAACAAGGGCAGGAAACAGAGCAUCAUCAUCAAUAAGGCCUCAAAAGAGCAGAGCACAGUGAAGAAGUUAGCAUCGUCCUCAGCUUCUGGUAGGAAAAUGAGCUUCACCAGCACCAUGCUUGCUAGCAGAGUUGGAUCACUGGCUCGCAGGAGCAUACUGAUUUCUUCAGAGGGAAAGUCUUUCGACAGGGGCUCCAUAGCAAGUUGCAAACCUCAUGUCCAGGUUUUUGAUGACCUAGGAAAAGAUGUGACUCCCCGUCCACUCUACCAACCUGAGCCAAGUGUUGCCGGACCCACCCCCGGGCCCAUGCACAGACCAAGCAAAAUCUUAUCAACCCAAGAUUUUGCUGGGGCAGUGCCAACAGAAUUCUUGUCAUCCCUCUCUCUGCAACAAGCGUCUGGGACAAGUAUUAGCUUAGCAGGCCCAUUCUCCAGAACUUAUGGUAGUAGCAGUAUUACAAAGUCUACUACUUCUACUGAAUCACUGGCAGAAGAAAUUAUAGAACCUGGAACCAGACAUGAAGCGCUUGCUAGUUUUAUAGAUGUUCAGGUCAGGCGAGAGGCAGUGCCAGAGCCACUGACAAAGCGAGACCUGGAAAAGCGUGUGGAUAUUUUCCUUACGGAGACAGAAACAAUUUGGUUAUUUGACAUGCCAACUGUCAUGCUGUCGACAGAGUCUGAGGAAGCUGACUCUGUGAGACAAAAGAAUGUAGCUUAUAUGGAACUCUGUAAAAACAGAGCUGGCAAUGACCGAUAUGUCAACAGAAUGAUGCAAACUAUAGGCGGUGCACCAAAGACUAAGGAAAUGCAAUGUGACAAAAUUAUCAUGGAUGACAAAGAGAUAAUGGCCACUACCUGGGAUUUGUAUGAUUCCUUUAAUGCAUUGGAAGCAGCUAUCGCAGAAAAAAGUACCAGACCAGUAAGUGUGACCAGCAGUAAGUCAACUCUAUACAGGGAACGCGACAGAGCCAUGUCUGUAGCUUCUGUAGGGAGAGAAAGCACUACAAGUUCCAUCAUUGACUUGGAAAGUGUAAUUCUCUCCCGGAUUCAUGAAGAGAUAGAAGACCACUCAGAAGCUAUACUGAAAUCUGAAAAAUUUAAUCAAGAUUUGUUUUAUAUGGAGAGGGUACUAAUGGAGAAUAUUUUCCAGCCCAAACUAGCAGCUUAUCGGCAGCUUCCUGUCCUGCUAGAGCCGACUGUCAAAUCUGAACACAGCCUUUCUAUAUUUGAAGAGGAAUCCAUAAAGGAGGAGGAGGAAGAGGAGGAAGAGGAGGAAGCGCUCUCAGUUAGGUCAUCACUUCUGCUAGACUUUAGUUCAGGACGAGAGGAAAUCCUACCACCUUAUAUAGAAGGCUUGUGGACCUAUGCAUGUGAUUUGAUGAGAGGAAACAAUGUGAGCUGCCUAGCUUGGAACAAAGUGAAUCCUGAUCUACUGGCUGUUGGUUAUGGACAGUUUCGUUUUAAAGAGCAGAAGAAAGGCUUGGCUUGCUGCUGGUCACUGAAGAACCCAACGUGGCCAGAGCGUGUCUAUCAAUCUCAUCAUGGAGUAACUGCAUUGGAUUUCUCUCUAGCCAAUCCAAACCUCUUAGCAGUUGGAUUGUACAAUGGGACAAUUGCAGUCUACAAUGUCCAGACCCAUCAUACAACUUCAGUUUUAGAUACCAGCGAAUCUUACGAUAAACACUUGGGCCCUGUGUGGCAGUUGAGGUGGGUUGAGCAGGACAGGGGAAUAACAGGAGAAGACAAAGGGGAGAUACUAGUCUCCAUAUCAGCAGACGGCAGAGUGACUAAGUGGUUUGUUCGGAAAGGAUUAAGCUGCAAUGAUCUGAUGAAACUCAAGCGAACAGCAAGUGACAAGAAAAAGGGAGGGGCAGAAAAGAAAAGUGAAGCACUCAUAUCUCGACAAGCUCCAGGAUUAUCCUUUGAUUUCCAUCCAAAGGACACUAAUAUAUACUUGGUUGGAACUGAGGAAGGUUUUAUUCACAAAUGCUCUUGUUCUUACAAUGAGCAGUACUUGGAGACCUACAGGGGACAUAAAGGCCCGGUGUACAAGAUAGCAUGGAAUCCAUUCAGUACAGAAGUGUUUCUAAGUUGUUCUGCAGACUGGAGUAUUAUAUUGUGGCGCGAGGAUUCAGUCCGUCCUGUUUUGACUUUCAGUUCCACUGCCAAUGUUAUUUAUGACAUAGUGUGGUCUCCCAAUUCAGCAUAUGUGUUUGCAGCAGCGAACGAAACCAGGGUGGAAAUCUGGGAUCUUAGCGUCAGCACCCUGGAUCCCCUGAUUGUGCAUCCUGCCACUGGAACUGUGAAAUUCACGGCUGUGCUUUUUGCCAAAAACGCAGAUUGCCUUCUAAUUGGCGACAGUGAAGGAUCAGUCACUGUGUACGCACUAAGAAAUAUGAUCCCUUCAGACAGGAAGAAGGUGGAUGCUUUGCAUGAUAUGAUUGGCUCUGUUCUAACCAGUCCAGUGUAGAUUUUUUACAGCAAUAUUCCAUGAAAAAAGGACGUGAUAUUUAAUGCCUAGCAGUUAAUUAUGCAACAACCAACCAUUAAGUGUGUGUGAGUUUAUAUAUGGGAAUAAAUUUGUUGGGAAUCAUU